Neurospora hispaniola is the source of this 174-nucleotide messenger RNA. RefSeq lists its product as uncharacterized. Lineage: Eukaryota; Fungi; Ascomycota; Sordariomycetes; Sordariales; Sordariaceae. The annotation marks the transcript as partial. The transcript has a single exon. The record is from RefSeq and is a predicted model, not a curated record.
UUAAAUAAUAGGGUUGUUGUACCGUACAAUCUGUACUUAGUUUUAAAGUAUAAAUAUUAUAUUAACGUAGAAGUUUGCUCUAUUGUAAAUACUAUUAAGUAUAUUUAUAAAUAUAUUUAUAAAGGUAUGGAUAGGACUAUUGUAGAGAUUAUAGAGUUGGAUAAAUUUAAAUAG